CUGUUGCCGGGAAAGCAGUGCACGUGGGCCCAACCAUAUAACGCGCAACGACUAGAGGUUAUUAAAUAGUGAAUCAAAACAACUUUUAAAGGGAUGUCUAUCGGUUAUUGAUUUUAAAUUAGCGGUCGUAAAAAUGGUUUCGACGGAACAUAACGAGGGCUGGAGUACUCUCGGAGUACCUUCUGUUAUAACAGAAGCCUUAGUGGAACAAAACUUUUAUUCACCAACAGCGAUUCAAGCCUUGGCACUUCCCCCAGCAAUUUUGGGGCGAAGAGACAUUCUAGGUGCAGCUGAGACUGGCAGUGGAAAAACUCUGGCCUUUGGGAUACCCGUGUUGAAUGGCAUUCUGGAGCUGCAGAAAAAAGAGGGUAAAACGGUGCAAAGUACGAGUGGUAAAUUCAGAGAAGUGAACAAGGAUGAGGAAGCUGCAAGUGAUAUAAGUGACAAUGAGGGUGAUGAGAAUGACGAACCUAUGCCUGAAGAGCAAUCCAUUGAUAAAAAUGGUAUUGGUUUAGUGAAAGUUGUAAAUAAUGUCAAAUUCGAUGAGUUUGAUAAUGUUAAACCAACAAAACCAUUGUAUGCUCUUAUUCUAACUCCUACAAGAGAGUUGGCUAUACAAAUAAAGGAUCACUUGACUAAAGCAGCAAAGUAUACAGAUAUCAAGAUCGCAGUAGUUGUUGGCGGUAUGGCAGCAGUGAAGCAAGAAAGAAUUCUCAGUAAGGGUCCCGAGAUCGUCAUUGCUACUCCUGGUAGAUUGUGGGAGCUCAUAGAUGAAGGAAAUCCUCAUUUGAGUCAAUUACCAUCCGUAAAGUAUCUUGUCAUUGAUGAAACCGACAGAAUGUUGGAGAAAGGCCAUUUUUUGGAAUUACACGAUAUUAUAGAAAGGAUAAACUCAGUAGAAUCAAAAGUUAAAAGACGUCAAACGUUUGUGUUUUCUGCAACACUAACAUUGGUACAUGAUAUACCUGACUAUUUGCAGAGGAAAAAAAUUCGCAACUCUAAAAGCAAAAUUUUCAAAUUGACACCUGGGCAAAAAUUACAAAAAGUUAUCGACAUGUUGAAAGUUAAGAAUCCAAAAAUUAUCGAUGUCACUAAAGACACAGGUACUGCCAGGAAUUUGACAGAAUGCAGAAUAGCCUGUACUAUUGAUCACAAAGAUUACUACCUUUAUUACUUCCUAAAAAGACAUUCAGGACGAACGUUAGUCUUUUGUAAUAGUAUCGGUUGUGUGAAGAGAUUAGCUACUUUGUUUGGAAUUUUAGAGUGCAAACCUUUGCCUCUGCAUGCCAGUAUGCCGCAAAGACAGAGAUUGAAAAACCUUGAGAGGUUCCAAGCUGAUGAAAAUGGACUACUUAUAGCUACAGAUGUAGCAGCCAGAGGAUUAGACAUACCUUGUAUUGAACACGUUAUCCAUUAUCAAGUUCCUAGAACUUCUGAGAGUUACGUUCAUAGAAGUGGAAGAACAGCCAGAGCACAAAAAGAAGGUAUUACUGUUUUAAUGAUGGAACCAACUGAAAAACCAUACUACAGUAGGCUUUGCAAGACGCUUAAUCGGACUGAGGACUUACCAACUUUCCCGGUAGUCGAUCGUUUACUCGUCGCUGUUAAAGAGAGAGUGAAUGUAGCUCGGGAAAUAGAUAAGCUUGAAUUAACGUGUCGAAGGGAUAAUUCUCAAAAAGGAUGGUUGCAAAAGGCUGCUAAAGAUAUGGACUUGCUGUUGGACGAUGAAGAAUUUGAAACGACGAUGGAAGUUAAAGAAAUGGCCGAUUUGAAACGGAAAUUGAAAGGCAAACGCGCUCAUUUGGCCAGUCUUUUGAAAAAGCCGCUGUUCCCUAAGAACUUUUCGGGUAAAUUCUUGGAUACUUCGCUAGAAUUGUCGCUGAAUCAAAACUCUCAAAAGGCAAUAGAUGUGAUGAAAAAAGCUAUAGAUGAUUAUCCAAAGCUGAAGAAAAAGAAGUUAUCCGUCAUCCCCAAAACAAAGAAUAUCGCCUCAAAGAAACAACUUGGAAGAGAAAAAAAACGACGUGAAAAGAAAUUAAAGUAAACUUGGUUCAAGUACAAUUUUAGCUUGAUUUCUGUGUUUAAAGAAACUUUGUACAUUCGUAUGAUGGAACUAGGUUUUUGCAAUGUUAGUAUUCAUAAGGAUAUGUGGAAUUCUUACGUUACAAGAUUCUGCAAAUUUUUUUACAGAUAUGUACAGAAUCUGUACAUAUGACUCGUUAAUCUGCAGAAAAUAGAAAUGAAGUUCUAUUUUCGAAUAAAAUAAUAUGAAACUUGAAUUAAUCGAUGUUGAAAGCUUUAUUGUCAUUCGUUGUCGCGUUGUGUGUGGACGGGAAUUGCCCAGGGUAGAAAUAAUAUUCAGUCGCAUUUAAGUUAGAUUCUUUUAUUUGAGAAAACCUCCUCGAGGUUCCAUUUAUAAACUUAGUAAAUUAAUAUGACAGAACUAAGCUUUCGAACUGUUAGUAUUUAUAACAAUACGUAGACUAUGUACAGAGUGUUCUGUUACUCGAAAAGUUUCUAAAAAAACGGUCACUUUUUACAUCUCAUUUGUACAUUGUACAAUUCGUGCAUCAGUCUGUACACACAACUCGUCGAUACAAAUGAUAAUUUCUUAGACAAAUUUUAAUUUGAAUAGAAAAUAAAUGUUGUAAACUUA
Messenger RNA from Nasonia vitripennis (jewel wasp), 2656 nucleotides. RefSeq names its product ATP-dependent RNA helicase DDX24. Gene Ontology annotation, cellular component: nucleolus. The coding region runs from base 134 to 2044 and encodes 636 amino acids. Gene Ontology annotation, molecular function: nucleic acid binding; RNA helicase activity; ATP binding. The transcript is spliced from 7 exons. NCBI's taxonomy places the organism in Eukaryota, Metazoa, Arthropoda, Insecta, Hymenoptera, Pteromalidae. The record is from RefSeq and is a predicted model, not a curated record.